Osmia lignaria (orchard mason bee) is the source of this 5071-nucleotide messenger RNA. RefSeq names its product zinc finger transcriptional factor charlatan (gene chn). NCBI's taxonomy places the organism in Eukaryota, Metazoa, Arthropoda, Insecta, Hymenoptera, Megachilidae. Gene Ontology annotation, molecular function: DNA-binding transcription factor activity, RNA polymerase II-specific; RNA polymerase II cis-regulatory region sequence-specific DNA binding. Gene Ontology annotation, biological process: regulation of transcription by RNA polymerase II. The record is from RefSeq and is a predicted model, not a curated record. Gene Ontology annotation, cellular component: nucleus.
GCCCCUUUAUUUCUUGCCCGGUUUCGAGGCUACGGGCUGAAAGAAUCGCUUGCCAUAUUGAAUGGGGCUUUUUGUAAGCGGCAUCCUUUAUCUUCGACCAUUUCGAAUAUCUCCGAACGGUUGAAACAAAUAUUUUCUCUUUACGAAUUCGACUUAUAUUUCUAUUAAAAUCGGUCCAUCGAUACUUUCCAGAGUAUCUUCUUUUAUCGAAAUGCUCUAUUUAAUAAAGAGGUCGGAUAAAUUCAGAUCGGUGUUGAAACUUCGAACCGUAGGUGGUAGUCUGUUGAUCGUCUGGAUAGGCAAUGUUGAAUUCGACGCGCCAUGUGGCUGAUUCAUCUUUCUCCUUUCCUUUAAUAAUCCUCCUUUAGAAAUUCUAGGAAUCUUUACGUCAUAUUGUACGAGGAGGUUAAUACACGAGUUUUCAGAGGGUCGCAAUACUGUUCGUGACGUUGGUUUCAUUGGCCGACAAUGGUUCGUCUUUACGCUCGAUUGGUUUCAAGGAUCCCUUCGCGAACGAUCGACCUUCCCCUUGCGUUUGAAGGAUGGCAAAUGGAAUUGGCAGCGACUCGUGUUUUAACUAAUUACGUUCCAACCUUUUGUUAUCACCCACGAUACGGACUAAUCGGGUAAUUGAUGUCGACGAUUAUUCAGGCUUGUGGAUAUUUCAUUUCAACGAAGAUGGAUGUCUAUUGAAACAUAGUUCGAAGUUUAGCUUAAAAGUGUCCUUUGAUCGAUUGAUUUUCGCGAAGACCGAGAAUGGAAGUUUGAGAAGAAGUGGGUCUCGGUUAGCGCGACAAAAAUGGAGUACCAUUCGCUCGUGUCGCGUGAAUGCUUUCAAAGGAAACGAAGGUUUGCUUUUAUUCCAGUUCCAAGUGAAAAUCGAUACCUCUUUUCAGCGAGCCUCUACAUUGUAAUUUCGCUCCGAAGGCGAAAGAUUUCCUCGUUCAUGAAUAUUUAACACGCUAUGUAACGCAAUCAGGGACGAAUUUUUUCCCCUCUCCACCAUGCUCGUCGCUCUUGUCCUCUACGCGAGAGGAUACACCGAGAAGAGUUAAGACUGCUCACGCUCGAACGAAUCAUGAAGUGGUCUUAACUUCGAUCGAGUUUCUCGAGAUGCUCGGGAAAUAUCCGUAAUUGCUCCUCGUUCCUUCUUCAUUAUCGUGAUCCCUUUUAAAAGAACACCGGAUUCCCUCGAGUACCUUCCCGACAUCCUUCGACAUUCCUUAAACGCUUCUUCUAUCCUUUGAAGCACCAGCGAAUUGGAAUAAACGAUGAAGCUUACCUCUAACCUUUCGUUAUGGAAUUUCCACUUCCAUUCUGCCAGGACAGCCAUUACGUUUUUCAAGCGUGUAUUGACCCCGUAUUUACGCUGAAACGCGGGUAGAAUGUCCUCCGCAAAGGGUUGGAAUUGCGUUACGUCUCUAUUGUUCCGUUUAGGUUGGACGACCGAGCGUUCGCUUCAGUUAAACCUCAUUCACGCUUUGAAAAAUUCCACUUGAUUUCAAUUUGUUAAUCGAUAUAAGUGAAUUACAACAAUUUUUGCAAGUGUAAAUUGCAGCUUAACGCGUUCCCUGGAGCGAAGUUGAAUUUAGAACCGUGUUUCUGGCAUUUUCCAUAGCGAUCGAAUUGAUUCCUGCUGCUUUGCAAAACAAGAUGUUUCAGUCUGUUGCGUUUCACUCUGCAGCUGAACAUAUAGAAGAUAAGAACGGGGGGAGAAGUUUGGGAGAGUUUCGAAUAUAUCUCUGUACAGUAGACGAGGGUUUAUUGUUCCAAAGGUGAGCGGCGACGGGCGGAAAAAUGGAAGGAAGCGGGACUGGAAUUAGCAGGCUCGACUGCUACGAGGAUAUGUUUAAGGAAAUCACUAGGAAACUGUACGGUGAAGACCCUGAUCACAGAACGUCGAGCGUACAGAACGAAUUCGAGACAUCGGUUUCGUACAAGAACGAAGAGGACACCGGAAACGGAACCGACGGUAGCGACGACGGAAACUGGACCUGCGAAGAGGAGCCGCUCAAAGGAACCGACGGUAGUCGGAUCGCAGCUUAUCAUGCUGGAAAAGUUACAUGGAGGUGUUACGAAUGCGGCGACGUGAUGGGGGGCGGACCCCGCGAUGUGGCCGAACACUUCAUGGAACUUCAUUCCUCGCGAAUUCUCGCAGACGACAGCAGGAACAGGCAUAAUUCACCGCGUAAGGAUUACCUGCAGUCGGAACUGAAAGUCGAAGACGUGAUUUCGUACCUGGAGAGGCUACGCGAGCGUGCGGAGCGAGUAGCGCCGCCGUCCAGAAGGACCCAGGAGACCCAAACCGUACCUGCCGCUUUAUUACCGGUCACCUCGACCUUUCUGCUGCAGGAGUUACCCUCCGCCCCUGCGCCGCAACAUUUGCACCAGAAUACAACGACAAUCCCGACUUCAGCCACGGUGUUGGCGAGCGGAAAACGAUACACCUGUCCAUACUGCCCGUACGGAACCGAUCGUCGCGAUCUGUACACGCGCCAUGAAAACAUUCAUCGCGAGGAGAAGCCUUUUCACUGUUACAUUUGCUACAAACCGUUCAAUCGAGCCGAUCACGUGAAGAAACACUUCCUUCGGAUGCACCGUGAACACGGUUACGAGUUGUCCAGGAUACGCAGACCAGUUGGGUCCGAUCCACCGAAGCCUCUUCAACAAGAGUCAUCAACUGCGAGCACUGCGAAUGCGAAUACUAAUGGCCAACAACAACAACAACAGCAGCAGCAGCAGCAGCAGCAGCAGCAACAACAACAACAACAGCAACAACACGCCAAUUACACCUCCGGGUUUAAUAAUAAUAAGAAUUACCAGUUGCAGCCGAAUCCUGGUAAUAAUGCAACUGCGAACACUGCUGCGAUUUAUCAGGGAACCUCGAUGCCUGCACCAGGUAUCAUGCAACCGGAUGCAGGGAAUUGUAACACCGGAAGAAGGGUGCAGAAUGGAGGAUGCAAUAGCAAGAGCCAUCUCAAGGGAGGCUCUAAGGGUGCUCAAGAACGGAGGUACACUUGUUGCUACUGUUCCUGGAGCGGCGUGGACAACUGGUGCCUGAAACGGCACCUGAACACGCACCUUAAACCCUUCGCGUGCACCCUUUGCGAAUACAAAGCAGCCCGCGCUGAACGUCUUGCCACUCAUGUGCUCAAGGUGCACAACAGACGGCAGUGCUCGAGAUGUUCCUUCCUCGGCGAAGACGCGGCGCAGCUGCAGAUGCAUCAGUUGCACGUGCAUCGCGUGAGCAGCGCCAAUGCACCUGCGACGUCCACUGCUCAGGCUGCACCGCCGCCGAAUAAUCGUCAUCAACAACCCUUGCACCCCGCGGGAGGAGGACGACCACCACCUGGUCCGCCAGUUUUUCCAGCACCAGCACCAGCCAUCGCACCUGGUACCACCGUCAUACCACCAACAACGAUACUCGGCCACGAGAUGGUAAACUCCCCUGCAACUGCAGCGACAAUGGCGUACCCGACAUUGGAAGAGGAGAGGCGGUCGAGCGGCCACGAGUACGAGCAUCAUCGUCAUCGUCAACGAGUCCGCAUCGUCGCCGAACAUCCUGAGAAACAGGAUACGAACUUGGACGACGCUCCAGUUGCCAGCGUCGAUACCGCGAUCAUACUUAAUCGUGAUUUUGCGUACAGCUAUCGAGCCGUUGCCGAAGCGACCGAGGGUCAGUCAUCCUGGGAGCCAUCCGAGUGCCCUUGGAUCUGGGCGAACCAGAGAAGCCGCAGACGCUCUAGGAAACAGAGCCUGCCGAGAAAGGUGACUUGCAUCCAGGAUUUCGAGGACGACGAGCUACCCUGCCUCGAUGGGAAGAAACAGGACACUGGACAAGAGGAUACCACCAAUUCGGUGUCCAAUAAGGAAACACCUCAAGUGGAGGUGGUGAACGAACUGAGGAAGAGGUACCGGUGCAGAUCGGAUAGGGAAUUGCUCAAGUGUCGCCUGUGUCCCGACGAUGCACUUGCCAGAGGAUCCAUCUGUCGACCGUAUCAUACCAAAGCUUCUUUAGCGCUUCAUAAGUACUGGAGACACGACAGGCGCAAAAGAUGCCUGACGAAUUGUGCGACCAAGCCUCAUCCACCGUCACGUGUGUCUUCUAUCACGCUGAAGGCUACGGUUUUCACCAGCCCCGAUUAUGGGUACCAUAGAUAGCACUCGGUGUCUAGGGGCGCAGCGAUGCUUAACCGAUGGGGUGGAUUUCAAAUGGCAGCACCGAUCUCUGCCGUUUCUUGAUCAGUUUUUUUCUUAAGGACGAGACUAACUUGUCGGAGUAAAUUGUUUUCUCAUUGAAGAUGCAAUAUUUUUUUCUUUUAAAGCAAAAUGAAAUAUAGAAAAAUGAAGAUAGUGCCUUUUGGAAUCCACCGCUUUAAAAAGGUGUUCUAAAUUGCAUCGCGAGCCGACGUUUCUAUCCCCUCGAGGAUCAAUUAUCGCGGACAUUAGUUAGGCCAACAGCGUAUUUCUAAUUAGAAUUCUGGAUCGAACUCGCAGCGAUCGUCGUAGCCAACGACAACGAUUUUAAAUAGCAAACGAUCUCGUCGAAAAUAUAAGUGCAAGGAGGUGUUGACGCAGCUACAGCAGAGACAAAGAAUAAGAAUUUUGGAGGAUGUUUACUUUUAAGGGACUACGAAUAAAAUAAACAGCGAAACGUUAGGUUAAGGAACGACUAAUUCGAAAGUACCUCGACAAGCGCGAAUUUUCAUCGCGAACGACCAUCUCGAUGCUCGUUCGAGCCUCCGACGAGGAACGACUAUUUUCCUGUAUAGAUAAUGCGCGAAUUAACGAUAUUAACGUUCGACGAUCGUCUUCAAUCGAUGUCUAAUUGUGCGUUUGUCCAUUGUCCGUCUCUGUAAUUACGUAAUUGCUUUCCCGUUUUGUCGUCAAUGGACUUUUGCGAGCGUAAUGAUGCACUCGACUGUGUGCAGAGAGAACGAAGAUCGGAACGCGUUACGCGAUCCGUGAUUGGCCGGGCGAGCAUGAUUUUUAUAUAAGGGAUAUUUGUACAGAACCACUAUCUUGUUUACGUUAUUACAUAAAAAUAUAUUAUAUCUAUUGUAUUUCAGCA